UGGGGCACGUGACACGGGCGCGGGGAUUCCGAACGGCGGAGCGGGAGGUACUUAACGGGAAACAUGCCCAAGAUAACGCUGAAUGGCAUCACGGUGGAUUUCCCUUUCCAGCCCUAUGAGUGCCAGGAGGCCUACAUGGCCAAGGUGCUGGAGUGUCUGCAGAAGAAGGUAAAUGGCAUUUUGGAGAGCCCCACAGGCACAGGAAAGACCCUCUGCCUGCUCUGUUCCACGCUGGCUUGGCGGGAGCACUUUAAGGACACCAUCUCAGCCCGCAAGAUUGCCCAGCGAAUGAACGGGGUAGAACUCUUUCCUGAGAGGCCCAUGGCAUCCUGGGGCACUGCUGCCACAGAUGCUGACAUCCCCACUUAUUACACUGACAUUCCUAAAAUAAUCUAUGCCUCCAGAACUCACUCACAGCUUACACAGGUCAUUAAUGAAUUAAAGAACACAGUCUACAGGCCAAAGAUAUGUGUUUUGGGUUCCAGGGAGCAGCUUUGCAUCCAUCCUGAGGUGAAGCGACAGGAGAGCAACCACAUGCAGAUCUACAUGUGCAGAAUGAAGGUGAUGGCUCGUGCCUGUCAUUUCUAUAACAAUGUGGAAGAAAAGAGUACAGAGAAAGAACUGAUUGAAUCAAUCAUGGAUAUUGAAGACUUGGUUAAAAAUGGAAACAAGCACAGAGCUUGUCCUUAUUAUCUCUCACGAAGCCUGAAGCAGCAAGCUGAUAUUAUUUUCAUGCCUUACAACUAUUUACUGGACUCAAAGAGCCGGAGAGCACACAACUUGGACCUGAAGGGGACUGUGGUGAUCCUUGAUGAAGCUCACAAUGUUGAGAAGUUGUGUGAGGAGUCAUCAUCUUUUGACUUGACACCCUACGACUUGGCCUCAGCGAUGGAUGCCAUCAAUGUGGUGCUGGAAGAGCAAGCCAAAGUCGUGCAGCAGAAUGAAAUAAAUGCUGAAUUCAACAUGGAGCUGGCCAGUUCAGGACUCAACAUGGAACUUGAAGACAUAGCAAAGAUAAAGAAAAUUCUUCUUCAGCUAGAAAGUGCUAUUGAUGCAGUGGAGCUGCCACCAAAUGGCAGUGGAGUCACCAAAGAGGGAAGCUACAUCUUUGAUCUGUUUGCAGAGGCUCAAAUAACUUUCCAGACCAAAACAUUACUCUUGGAGUCACUAGAGCAGAUUUUACAGUACCUUUCAGGCCGUACUGGGGUAUUUGUCAAUACAUCUGGAUUGCAUAAGCUCUCAGAUAUUAUCCAGACAGUUUUCAAUGUUGACCCUCCAGAAGGCACCAUGAGUUUCAUCCCACAUCGCUCUAUAUCCAAGUAUUACAAGGUACAUAUUCAUCUGGAUAACAGUAAUCAGAAGAAGAAACAAAGGACAGAUCUCUGGAAUUCAGCAUCUACAAAGAAACAAGGGAAGACCUUAAGCUAUUGGUGUUUCAGCCCUGGAUACAGCAUGCAUGAGCUUGUUCGACAGGGAGUGAGGACAAUUAUCCUUACUAGUGGGACUCUUUCCCCUCUCUCAUCAUUUACAAUGGAAAUGCAGAUCCCUUUUCCUGUUUGCUUGGAGAAUCCUCAUGUUAUCAGUAAACACCAGCUCUGGGUUGGGAUCAUUCCCAAGGGACCUGAUGGAGCUGUGCUUACUUCUACCUACGAGAGGAGGUUUUCAGAGGACUAUUUAUCUUCUCUGGGGAAAACAAUUGGUAACCUUGUGCGAGUUGUACCCCACGGGCUGCUGGUGUUCUUCCCUUCGUACCCUGUCAUGGAUAAGAGCCUGGAAUAUUGGAGAGAGCAUGAUUUUGCUAAGAGAAUAGAAGAAGUCAAACCAAUGUUUGUGGAACCCAGGAACAAAGGAAGCUUUGCAGAGGUAAUGGGUGCAUAUUAUGAUAAAGUGGUCUGCUCUAAGUCCAAUGGAGCUGCUUUUCUGGCAGUAUGUCGGGGAAAGGCCAGUGAAGGCUUGGACUUUGCAGACAUAAAUGGACGAGGAGUCAUCAUUACUGGGCUGCCCUUUCCUCCUCGUAUGGAGCCCAGAGUCAUUUUAAAGAUGCAAUUCCUGGAUGAAAUGAGAAGAAGUGCUGCAGGUGCACAGUAUCUGUCUGGGCGUGAGUGGUACAGUCAGCAAGCUUCCCGCGCCGUCAAUCAGGCCAUCGGCAGGGUCAUCAGACAUCGCCAGGACUAUGGAGCCAUCUUCCUGUGUGACCACAGGUUCACAACUGGUGAUGUGAGGAGCAAACUGCCUUCAUGGGUCCGCCCCUACGUCAACGUUUAUGACAACUUCGGGCACGCCGUCAGGAGCGUCUCCCUCUUCUUCCGUGUUGCUCAAGAAAUCAUGCCCCCACCACUGCCACAAUGUCCUGCUGGCUCUGCUGGCUCCCUAAGUGAAGGUUGUACAGCACCAUCUACUUCAUCUGAGCACAUCCAUGCCCUAAAAAAAGCCAAAAACUUGGAUGACCAUGUUCCCAGUUUGAAGAGGAAAAGAGAAGUAAACGGAGCUGGAGCGUCCAGCCUGUGCAUGGAAUAUGAACAAGAGCUCAUCUCACCUCAGAGACAAUGUCUUGGGCUCUUGGAUGCCUUGGAGCGCAAUGAGAAGAGCAGCGGGGACGCAGAGGAGGAAGAUGACUUGGGAGGAGAGGAGAAGGCACACCGUCUGUCAACACUUUCCCUUCAGUAUGAGAAGAGGUUAACAGACGAGCAGAAAGGAGGAAGAAAGAAAAUCAAGCUAGUCAGCAAUACACAAGCUGGUAAGAAAGCAAACCUGCCAGAGCCCAAGAAAGCCCGAGCUACCCUGUACAUUGCAACAGUGAAGGAGACCCUAAGCCAGCAGAACUAUGAUCUGUUCUCUAAGGCUCUUCAGCACUACAAGAAGACAGAUGACUUCCAUGCUAUGUUAUCUCAAAUGAGCUCUCUCUUUAUAGAGGAUGAAAAAAAGCAUUUCUUGUUACGAGAUUUUUACCAGUUUGUUCGACCUCAACAUAAAAAACAGUUUGAUGAAGCCUGUUGCAAUCUGACUGGAAUGGGUUGUGGCUACAAACCUGAGCACAGCCUCCUGCGAGAAGAGAGAGAGACACUAGCCAAGAAAUUGGAAGAAAAACAGAGUCAGCAGAAAACAGCAUUCUCAGAGGACUCGUGUGCUCAACUGGACACUGGGCUCCACCUCAACCAGGGAGGAUUCCAUUUGACAACAGGACUGACUAGUGCAGGGCAGAAUGCCAGUCGAGCUCCAAGGAGAGACACGGAAAAAGCUUCAUGUUCCAGGAGAGAUCAGCACCAGGUCCUCAGGGCUGCCUACCUCAGCGACGUGAAACGGGCUUUGACCCAAAGCACCUACAGCCGCUUCUAUGAAGCAUUGGUGGCUUACAAGAGGACAGAUGACUAUGAUGCUAUGAUCUCUGUGAUAGCAGCCCUCACCACUGAGAGGCCAGAAGACUUUAAUCUCCUACAAAGGUUUUACAUGUUUGUGCGCCCCCAUCACAAAGAGAGGUUCAAGCAGAUGUGCAAGGAUUUGACUGGAAUGGUGUGUGGUGAGGGAGAGAAGCAACUGCAGCAGCAGGUGCAAGGUGAAGGGAGCCCUCUGAGUUUGGAGAGCUCGUGCCCUAAAGGAGAAAGCAGCCACCUGAAAGGACCAGAUGCAGCCACUUCCAAGGGUGAGGCUCCAGAGAAAAUUCAGAGGAAGAUUUCCUCCUUCUGCUUUAACCAGAAGAGCAAACUUGAAUUGCCAAAGAUCAAUGUAUCGGAAGAAACUGUUAAUGUGAGAGAGCCCACAGGCCCUGGCCCUGUGCCUGUCUUUCCUUCAGAGAUGGAGCCAGAGUGUGGUAGAUUCCAGUGCUCUAACUGCCAAUCUGAGGAUGAUGUGCCUUUUAAAUGCCCAUUAUGUGACUUCACUUGCUGCAAAACAUGCUGGGAGCAGUUCUUAAAGAUGGUGAAGAAAUGCCCAGGGUGCCACAGUGAUGUGAAGAAGCAACGACUGAUCCAGGUUUUCUUCUGGUCAUAAUCUCGUGGCAGAAAGGGCAAACACCUGGUAUCAGCAGAAGGAAAUCGCUGCAGUCUGGCUCUAGAGCUGAUGGGAAGCAGGAGGAAGGUUCAUUUCAAUAUCUCUGGUGCUUGGCUCUGGAUUUCAUGCUGUGCACCAACAUGUAUCAUUUCUUCCUACCAAGGUGGCAAACCUGAGAGGUUUCUCUCUCCAGCCACUGGCAGGAGAUAGAGGAAUAUUGCCCCACUGGAACUGAGAAGGUUGACUUCUUACAUACUCUGGCCUGUAAACUCUACUGUGGCUACUCUUAGGCUGAAAGUUUCUAUCCUGAGGGCAGGUGUCAUCCACUGGCCCAAUCAGGUGCUAUCAGACCCUGGAAAAACCCCAGCAGCAGUGCCACAGUGGAACUGAGCUGUGUGAGCAGGGACACCAGGCUCCCCUCCUUCCCACAGCAGCGUUCCUGGGAGAGGUGAUUCACCUUCACUGCUUGGGCUUGGGCAGCAGCUGCUGGCUCCAACUGCAGAAGAUACUGAAAGGAUGGUUUUUUUGUUUUUGAAGUGAAACAGCAGUGGUUGGAUAGUGAGCAGAAACAGCCCUUGCAUCUGCUCUGCACCCCAAAGCCCCAUUCCUUCUGUCACCCUGGGAUCUCCUGAGGAGGCGGCUUUGGUUUCUGCUCAGUGCUGAUACUUCCACUGUGCCUGUGUUGGCUGAUUUUAACUUUCCAAGAAGAAAAGGGAAAUGAUUGAACUAAAACUUUCAAGUAAAUCAAGUUGGAUGAGUUAAAACAGACAAUGACAAUGCUGCCACUCUCUGUGAGUAGUGGAUGCAAGUGAUGCUGAGGAAUGGUGUCCUCUUUACAUCUG
Messenger RNA from Colius striatus (speckled mousebird), 4829 nucleotides. RefSeq names its product regulator of telomere elongation helicase 1 (gene RTEL1). Gene Ontology annotation, molecular function: ATP binding; hydrolase activity, acting on acid anhydrides, in phosphorus-containing anhydrides; DNA helicase activity. Gene Ontology annotation, cellular component: nucleus. Lineage: Eukaryota; Metazoa; Chordata; Aves; Coliiformes; Coliidae. Gene Ontology annotation, biological process: DNA repair; telomeric loop disassembly; negative regulation of DNA recombination. The record is from RefSeq and is a predicted model, not a curated record. The transcript has 36 exons. Bases 64 to 3987 code for a protein of 1307 amino acids.